UUCACAGAGAUGCUUGGUACCGAACUUGGUCACAAAGUUUCUGCAAAUUUUGUCCAAAAAGGCUACGAGGAGUUUCUGAUCAAGAACAAGAAGCCACCUCCCACAAUGCCAAAAAAGAAGCCGAUGACAAAGGAACAGAAAAGAGCAGAGAUGAGAAAACGAGGCAUAUUUGUUGAAGCCGAUGAUACAGAGAUGGACUAUUCAGACAUGGAAAAAAUGAGCUUCGAAGUGCAUCCUGCAGUAUGCCAUAUGCGCACUCGGAAGUUGAGAUGGAAGACAGAAACCCCGGCGGAGCGAGAAGACAGCCCAAACAAGGAACGGCGGCGCAAGUCAAAACAUAAGAAACGGAGGCGAUCCUCUAGUGCAGAAAAGUCAGAAAAAAAGAAGGAAAGUAAGGAAAGUACAAAGGAAGGAGCCCCGGGAGAAGAAACCACGACACCACCUGUUCCCAAAGAAGGUGAAAGUUCUUCAAUCCAAUGCGAGCCCACACAAGCUUCCACUUCUCUCGCGAUUGCACCCAAGGAAGGCGAAGGCGGACCUCCUUCUUUGGUAGCGGCACCGACAGAGGAUUCAACUUCUCUUUCCAUUGCUCCAGAAAAGGCCCUAGAAGAAAAAGCUAAAGAGCAGAAGAAAAGUCCUGUCAGAAGUCCCGAAACAAUUUCCACCACUGCUCCAGUAACAACAACCACAACACCAGCCGACGAUGCAAGGAGUAAGAGAGAUGACAUAUUUGCAGAGCUAGAAGAGGAUGUAGAUCUUACAAAAGUCUUAGGCGAUUUUGACACAGAAAGUGUUGAAGGAGUUGGUGCAAGUGAUAGGAGAACACUGGAGGCGGCAAAGAAGAUUCUCAAAAUUGCACACAGAGAAAAGGCCAUUGAAAAGACUUUGACAAAAGAAGAAAAUGAGAUUGUCUCAAAAUUCUUUUCUGGAAAAAUCCCGUAUGACCAAAAUGUGCUGAAUGUACUAGAUCGUGUACUGGACAAGACAAUUGAGUAUCUACAAACACACGGCGCCAAUUUAGAUCCGGAGACGAAGCGGCUAAUAGAAAAAAGGAAAGCGCUCAAGGCAGCUAUGCUGGAAACUAUGCUCUCUACACCGAAAUUCAUCCCCAACACAUGGGUCCAGCAUUACGAUAGAUUGCAUAAGCAAGCCAUGCAAGACACAAAAGGUAUCAACUGGGCAAGAGUAAUCCUCUUUUAUCCUCGUCAAAGGUCAUUUGACGAUGGCGAAGCCGAUAUUUUUGGCAACUUCACCAGAAAUCGUAACAGACACUGGAUACUCGGUGUGAUAUUGGGACCAAAUGACUCCAAAAGCUUCGAAGAGACAGAAAGGGAAAAGCAAUCAAAGGGUCUCUUUAUGGACACUGUCAUCAUGGAAAAUGCCAAGAAUGAACGCGCCACUACCACAGCUGGCACGACAACGAGCUUGCGCACAGACGUGAGCGAAACAAGAUCCCUCCAGGCAUAGCGCUCAUUGAUAGAAGAAAAAACGAAUGUAGUAAAUACUCUCUGUGAA
Messenger RNA from Cylicocyclus nassatus, 1515 nucleotides. The record is from the annotation of a GenBank genome assembly. NCBI's taxonomy places the organism in Eukaryota, Metazoa, Nematoda, Chromadorea, Rhabditida, Strongylidae.